Messenger RNA from Paramuricea clavata, 8813 nucleotides. The record is from the annotation of a GenBank genome assembly. Lineage: Eukaryota; Metazoa; Cnidaria; Anthozoa; Malacalcyonacea; Plexauridae.
UCUGAGGCCAGCGAAAUAAUCUCUUCCGAUAUUACUACGGUCGUCAACCAGACCAGAGUCGUCAACAACUAUCCAGUUACAGACAUGCAGAUCAGUGGUCGUCAUGGUAAACAAAUAUGGCGUUUUGAAAUGACAGGAAAAAAUAGAAUUGUUGAAGAAAAUGAAUGAAAACUUUGUUAAAAUAACUUUAAACACAGUAAUAUAGUCGAAAAGUGCUAUGUUUAUGUACUAUUCUUUAUUUCCAAACGAAAUUACGAGCAGAAAAGUGUAAAAUUAGCAAGAAAUAUUAAACAACAAAUUAUGGCACAUUUGCUUGGCAGUCAAAAUUGUCUGGAAAGUUUGGCUAUAGAUAUUGGCGAUGUUCAUGAAACGAUUACACAUAUUUUUGGUCGUGUCGGUCCAGUGAGGUUCCCGUCUUGGAAAUAUCCUGAUAAAGCAUCUUGUGAUUUGGACAUAAAUAAACUUUUAACGAGAUAUUGUUAUUCAAAAGAUGAUGAUCAUUCCAAGUUGUCGCAUAUUAUUCUGUUUGAGUUGCUUAUUGAUAGGUAUUGAAACGUUAUUAUUGACGCAAGGCUGGUUAUCCAGUAAAGAGGGGAAUAAUGAGGGUGUAAAGUACCAUAUGAUUACACACACAAAAGUUUCACAUCUUGUAGCAAGUUAAUUAGCUGCCUGAACAAGCUGUCAACAAGUUGUGUUAAAACUGCUUGUGUUAAAACUGCUUGACAACAAGUAUGGAACAACUUGUUAACAGUUGUAACAAUCUUGUUGAUAUUACAAUCAAUGAUAUAACAAUAUUGUUUCAACCUUGUGUCAUCAACCUUGUAACAUUCUUGUUAGGCACUUAGGCCAAUGAAAAUUGAUAUCAUGUUUCUUGUCCACAAGAUUUUUUCAUUUUUCAUUACUUUUUGUAUUUGAAUUCUGAUUGUCAAUAAUUUCCUUCCUUGACCCAGUAAAAAAACGCCAUAAAAAUCUGAAGUAAAUCGGUGUAUAAUUCAUUUUAAUUUAAUACGUCCUACACUACAGUAUAUAAUUUCUACACAUAAAUUAUCAUUAUAAAACAUGAAUAUGCAUGAUUUAUCUUUUCAAAAAAGCAGUAAAACCACGCGAACAGAUUAUUUUGCAACACAGGAAAUCGGAAGCAAACCGGAAGAGAAUGAUCACGUGUCAAGAUCAUCCUCGUUCCCAGGGCUGACAUGAAAAAUAGAGGCAUUCUGGCGAGUAAUAUCUUUAGAAAGAUACAAUUUGAGUUGCGCUUGCGGAAUGCAGCAAUAAGACUUUGAUCUGGAGAUCAAUUUGGUGUUUUGUCAAGCCUAUUUUUCAAAAAUAAUGAAUAAUGAAAAAUUUUCGUGAGGCAGAUAAAUCCCAUGUGGGCGGGGAUGAGAAACAUGAUAUCAAUUUUCAUUGGCCUUAUAUCACAGAUGGGUAGGGGACAGAUAAUAAAGUUUGUUUAGUGCUAAAAAUCAGUAUGUUUUUGUAGCCAUUCUCAAAGCUUCUGGUUACGUUUCCUUGCACAAAAAUGGGCCAUUUUAGAAAACAUCCACACACGUCCCCCACUGGGGAAAUUGACCUCCCUCUCCCUUUUUACUAUUACCGGAAGGUAGAUUGUUCCCACUCCAGCAGAAAUUUCCUCUGCAGGGGGGAGGAUGUGGAUCUUUGUAUCAUUAUUUUACUCUGCCUAAUGCCAGAUAAUUUUACUUGCCAUGGGGAAAACACCGGCACUCUUGUCCUGUCGGUUGACCACCAUCUGCUGCACGGUAGUGCUUAUUUGGUGAAACCUACUAAUUGUUUUGACAAACUUUCCAACCAAAGUUCUACAACAUAGGUUGGUACUCCUCAUGCAAGCGUUAUCAUCAUUCUGUAACCAUCUCUUGAGUACAACAGAAAGUAAUCGUCCAGGUACGGCCAAGUCAGUUGGCUCGGCAAUGUCCGUUGGUUUGGUUGUGAAGAAAUUUUGGAACAAGAUGGCGCAUCUUUAUCACAUUGUUCAACGUGAAUUAACUGAGGUAUAUGUUAAUUGUAGAGAUAUAAAAUUAUCUGUUCAUAUUCUAUUCUAUUAACUGCUGGAAUUUAUUUUAACAACCAGUCUUGACAAAAUGAGCUUACAGUAUGAAGCCCAGUAAGUUGAAUUGCAUCUUUUUGUUUUCCAUUUCUUUAUUUCCAUGUUUUCCAUUUCUUUAUUUCCAUGUUUUCCAUUUCUUUAUUUCCAUGUUUUCCAUUUCUUUAUUUCCAUGUUUUCAAUGCUGCCACAAUGCAGCUGACUGCAAGCACUUCUAUCUUGUUCAUGCAGAGAUUCCUGCGAGUCACUCAGGGGUGUAGCCAUGCGCCCCUUGUCCAGUUGUCCGGGGGCAUUGUCCCUCGGAAAAUGCAUUUAUGGAUUUAGUAUGUUUAUACCAUAUUAUAGAUGAAAACAUUAAAGGCCCAUUUCCACUCGAGAAAAUUUUGCACGAACAGAAAAUUUUCGAAAAUAUAUUUGUUAAAAGUUGAAAAUUUUCAACUUCAAGAUUUUUUUCUGACGAGAAAUUUGUGACAGGAAAUAUUUGCCAAUCACAUUUUACAAAUUUUUCUUUCUGCGGAACUUUUCUUUUUCAAACUUUUCUUUCCCUCCGAGUUUCUCCUCAGUUUUGAAAAAAAUUACAAAAUUGAUCCUGAAGAAAAGUGGGGGUCUGGAUCCCCCGUCCCUGCCCCCGGUCAGGCCGGUGGCUAUGCCAGAGUCACUUCAUGCAGAGAUUGAUAAAUCGUUUUACAUCUUUACCUUUUGCUACCUUUUCUUGCAGUCCAGCAGUAAAGAUAAGAAAUUGAGAAGUUUAGAAAAUACUGUUUCUGACAUGAGACAAGAAAUCAAUAUGCUUCAAGAGCUAGUCAAAAAGACCCCGUCCCAAAGCAGCCCGGUCAAAGGUGAAAUAAAGAACCAAUCAAAGACCAAAACGUCUGCAAAAUUCAUCCUAUCUCAUACGAUGGACAUGAACUUAGAAAGUCCUAGUCAAGCUGAGGACCUCACUUUGGCAGUCGAGGAGGUAGCUUUGACUAAAACAUGCAAAGACAUGCCCACGCAAACCUAUGACACUGCAUUUGUGCCUUGUGAAGCUUGUAGCCGCACCCAGGAAAACCUUAUUGCCGUUGGGCAAAUGGUUAUGAAAGUUUGUGAGAGUCAAGGACUGCCUUCCAGCUUGGCAAAGCAAAAACGCUUACUGAAACAGUCACUACUCGCCGCUGCCGAUGUUUCCCGAUGGGCGGCCGAGCAGAACCGAGAUCUCUCGAGAAUUAACGAGCAUUUAGAUAAUCUCUACGCACAAAUCAACCCGCUUCAGGAGAAGUUGAAUAAAUCCCGGGAGAGGCGGAAAGCACUCGAGGAACGGGUGAAAAGCCUCGAGGAAACUGUGGAGACAGAACGCCAAGAAUCACAAAGGAUUUCCAAGGAGUUGUCCGAGAAAUUGUCGGCUGUUACUCAAGAGAUGAAACGUUUACAGGAAGACUCGAAUGCAGAGAUAUGGGACUUGAAGAAAGGAAAGGAAUUCUUGGAAAUUCGGAUGGAAAGAAGUGAGCUGGAGCUUAAAGAUUCUGUAGCAAGCAAAAGUAAACUUGGUAAGAUUUCUUGGAAUUGUAUUAAUUAAGGCUUUGAAGAGGACAUUUUUUAUUGGUCUUAUUUCUACUAUAGAUGGACAAUCCGUUGUCAGACGAACUAUCGAGAUCAGCGUGAUCUGUACUCACAAUGGUUCUGAAAACAAAUCAUGUCUGAUAUUUUCAUGAUUUUCCGUCAAGACGAACUAGUUAGAAAUAGCAUAUGAGUCCAAUUAGAAUCGUAACUUCUGUCCGAAAUUCAGUGGAUUCCAGUUUAGUUUAGUUUUGUUAAUGAGAUUUGUCACAAAUAAAAAUAGAAAGCAUCAGUGCAAAUAAAAACUGAGUGACAGAAGAGCAAAACAGGACUAACGUCCCAAUAGGCAAUUCCAGCUUUUAGUUUAUGCGUGCAGGGGACGAUGGGAAGUAAGGUAUCACAUUGCUGAUUAUGCUGAAAAAAUAGAAAUGGUGGACGUGUAAACACGGAGUGGUAGCUUGUACUUGUAAAUAUUGAAAUAUUUUGGUUGUUUCGGUAGUUUUUAUUGAAAAUUUUCAGCAUAAUCAGCACUAUGAUACCUUACUUCCCAUCAUCCCCAGCAGGCAUAAAGUAAAAGCUGGAAUUGCCUAUUGACAAUUCUCCCCCUUUAUAUACUACAAAAUAUAAAAUACUUUGUGACCACACAAGAGUAAUUAUUACGGUGGGCAAUACAAAGCUAGCUUAUUUCUGUAAUGAUGAUGAAGGAGGUUUUUGAAUUCGUUGAUGUCGUAUUUCUACAUAAUUUAUGCACAAAGAUGGAGCAUCCGUCAAAGACGGACUUGAUCCGUCAAGACAAACUAUCCAACAAGCUCUCUUUUCUGACGCACUUUAGAGUCGCAAUGUUCGCAGUUGAAGUCAGAUCUUGAUAAAGAACGAACAGAAACGUCAAAAGUGGCGAAGAUGAAUGAAGAUCUGAGCGAGACGAAACAGGUCUUGAAAGACAUGCAGAGGAAACUGGAGAAAACAACAUUGGAACUCGGCAAGAUGGAAGCGAAGAAUAGAACACUUUCCCAACAUGAUCAAGUGAGCUGGAAUUAGGAUACUGUCCCUGAUGAACACUCGCGGAUAAAAACAUUGUCUGUGAUCACGUGAACGUUCGUGUUUGUUCACGCUGAUUGCUGAACUAAUUAAAAAUUUGUUCCAAAGUUUCACGUUCAAUGUUUGAGCAUAGACAAUGUUUUUAUCUGCGCCUGUUCACCCGUCGAUGAACUCGUCGAUGAAAACGGCGGUAUUAGCUUGAUACCGUGAGCUCUCUUUGUACAUAGGCGUACGAGACCCCCGGCAGGGGGGUGGGCAACUGCCCAAAAAACUUUAGAAAACCAUGGAAAUUCGGCAAAUAUACCAGAGUAUAUGUUAAAUUCAGGUUAUUUCAUUACAAUCCUCCAUAAAAAUCUGGGCAAACUUUCAGCCCCGUACACCUAUGUGUCUAUAUAUAUCUGGACUAAGAACUUCAGUCAUUUGGCCAUUGUUGUUUAUUCCCAAGGUUCUUCAAAGUAAACACGACUCGUUACUUCAGCGUAUUGAUGAGCUGGACCAAGAAUGUGAGGAACUCCGAGAGAAGGUGAUGGAUAUUGAGGGUGAGAGAGAUGAAUUGAGGGAUAUCUUGGAUGAAACGAAGAUACAAAGUGAGAGUCUUAGCAAAGAACUUGCUGAAAAACAGGUAGCGUUUGACUUCUGUAAUAUACAGUUGUCUGAUUAUAAUUUCACCUCAGUCACAUGUGAGAAGAAUGCUUCCAAUUUGACUCUACCAAACCCCGCAGGUUUCCACUCUCCAUAUCCUCUGGUUUCCUCCUACAGUCAGUAACAAUGGAUCCGGGGGGCGCAACUUGACUGUACGUAAAGCCUGGUUCGCAUAUGCCUGCGGCAGCCUAGACCUAGGCCUAAACUCGGCUGGUGAUUAUCGCAAUGGUCAUUUGCCUCGUAAAGGCCUAGUAGAUUUCACAAGUUCUCAAAUUAGCCCCGUAACUUUGUGAUCCGAAAUUGAUCAGAAACCAACAACUAAAGCAAUUUAUACUGUCCAGUAGUUAUUACAUUAACUAUAAAAACAUUUUAUGACUAAACUAAGCUCUAUUUUGUAGCAAUAUUUUGACUCAUUUUGACCUUUCGCAACAUAAUAAUAGUGUAGCUUCAAAUUUUAUGAUAAAAACCCCGAUUUUCUAGGCGUGUAUUCAAAUAAAAAUAGUACGUUUAUACUAUAAAUGAGUUUAUUUUACCUGUAUCGGUUUAAAUUCGCUGACAAGUUGCAAAUAAUUCUGUUUGAGAACGCACUAAUUGGGCAUUUCGCAACCAGGGCAGUUUUAGGGCAGUUUUGGCCUUGUUGUUGGGAAAUCCACUAGGCCUUUUAUUUUUUCACUUGCGUCAUCCUCCGCCCCGCCCCCAAAUCACCUAGUCCCAGUCUUUUCAUGUGAAAAAGCGCUGUAUAUUAAAAAAAAUAAUAAAAAUAGAAGGUCUAGGCUGUGCCUGCGGUAUGUCUGCGACUGUAGCAUUAUGCCUCUACUUGGCGCCGAAAUACCGGCAAAGUUGAACUCAAGUCAACGUUCCCGGCCUACCGCCGACGAAACUGUGGCACUGGAGGCAAUCGGCGAACAAAUGUUCACAUAAUUUACGUUUUAAAGCUACCACCGGCAUCGUUGCCGGUACGUCGCAGGCAUAUAUAUGAACCAGGCUUAUUAGAGAGGUGUGAGUUCUUCUUGCCCGACAAAAGGGCGUGGUCACCAAUCAAUCGGCCAUGAAAUUUGUGAACUUUUCUAUCUUUACCUCAGAUGACUUCAACUGCUUCGCCCGACAUACAGCCCAACACUAGGAAAAAUUUGCCCGAGUAUCAUUACCAUUUUUAAACUUGGGAGGGGGGCGGGGGUUGUCACACACACCCAACAGUUGCGCCACUGAAUGGAUCAAUUACCCCAAUAUUCUCGUCUCAUUUCUAUCGUAUAUAACACACUCAGUGCACUCACUUCAUUUCCUCCAUGGCAAUGUCUAGGGUCAGGUGGACAGUAUCAACGCAGACCGGAGUAAGUUAUCUGAAGCGAUUCAAAGAUUACAAACGGACGUUCAACGAUUGCAACACGACCUUCAAGUCAGUGAAGAAAAGAUGCAAAUGAUUGUGCAAUAUCCUGAUGAUAAAAACAGUUUGGGUGGCGAGGGUGAGUGAUAUACUGAGGUGUACAGCAGGUAGCAUCCUUAUCCACUCGCCAGCAACCCCUCCCCCUUCUGGAUUCUCGCGAUAUUAUUAUAUUACUAUUUUGUAAAAUUUCACAAGUAGAAAUUCAAUAUUACUAAAUUAUAAUGCGAAUUACAAUUAAAAAUGAAGAAUAUAAAUCCUAUACUCUAUUUACAAGAAUAUACUCAUAUUUCAACCCAAGAGCUAAUAAUUAAACUUUAUUAUAUUGUUCGAUUCCAUAGGCAGUUGCACUGUUUUUAAAACGUUGUGUCCGACAGUUAAAAUUAUAAAACGUUUCUCCAUUUAAUCUUGUUUCUCUAUUCCUAAUUUCACAAACUUUGGGUGGCAACAAAUAAUAUUUAUAACCAGGCUGAAGUAAUGAAUUAAUGAGCUUAAUACACAUAUCUUCUCUACGACCUUCUAGAGUUUUAAGAUUACAUUCCACCAUGCAAAGCCUCUUCAUAUGAGUCCAUGGGGUUUCACCUCAGUCACAUGUGAGAAGAGUGCUUCCAGUUUGACUCUACCGAAGACCUUCCCCAUUACUCCUGUUUUCUCAUGUAGUAACACUGCAUAAAAAUGGAUGACCCGGCUGAACGGAACGGUUUGGAACUGAUAGAACUAUCCAGUAUUAAUCUAUUCUUUGUUUUGUUUACGGCAGCCCUGGACAAUCCUUUGGCAAUAUCUCGUGAGAUGGAAAAACAAAUAACAUCGAAUAACAUUCGUAUCGCCAUGUUGGAGGCUCAGAACAAGAAGUUGAGACAUUCUAUUGAGAAACUGAGUGACAUCCAGGAGGAUUCGAAACCUCUCAGACAGGUUUGAUUCCUGGAAUAUGCAGUUGUCUGAUAAUUUCACCUCAUGUUUCCAUAUAUGUUUCCAUGCUGAAACUCCAGGGGCAACAGCGCAGAAACUGAUAGAGCUAUCCAAUAUAAAUAAAGUUAGUUUAGUUUUGGUUUCCUCCUGUAGUAACACUGGAUCAAUAAGAGAUGAUCCUUACUGGAUCUCUAGGAAGAACAGUUUAGAACUGAUAGAGCUAUCCAGUAUAAAUAAAGUUAGUUUCGUUUAGGUUUCCUCCUGUAGUAACACUGGAUCAAUAAGAGAUGAUCCUUACUGGAUCUCUAGGAAGAACAGUUUAGAACUGAUAGAGCUAUCCAGUAUAAAUAAAGUUAGCUUGAUAUUUUCAUCAAUGUAUUUCUCUUUCAAAGAUGGAAGAGCCGGUUUUACUCUGGAACUCGCGGAGUGAUUCUGCGAAAAGUAGAAAGAAAAACUCAAAUAGCUCUGGCCGUUCCGCGCUUACCAGGUAUGUUGUUUAACAAAUAUUGAAUGUAGUCGAACAUUUAGCGCUUAGUGGUAGCCAUCUAUCAUAUCUCAAUGCCUGUAAUAUCAAUUAAUCCUAGAACCCAGUCCGAUACUGAAAGUCGCGGACACCGCACCUCUGGAACAACUGACGAAUUCCGACAAACGUCCGAGAACUACCGACCACGUCCGCCUUCGGGUUCAAAAUUGGAACAUCAGAAUAGCUUUCAAAACAGUCGUGAAAAAGUGUUUGAGAAACGGCAGGCCAGAGCUUUGAGCGCGAAACUUGCAAACAGUGGUAAGAAUGCGGCUAGCUUAAUGCGAACUGAUUCUUGGGGUCUGGACGCCGAUAUUACGGCACGCGACGAUGUUAGUACGACAAAUUACGAACCUGUGAAUACGUUUAUCUGUGGUGGGUGUGAUAAGAUGUACACGACGCGCAACGAUCUGGAUAUACAUAAAGCAUUUUGUUAUGAUUUAAAGACGUAACAGGGUGUUUUAUACCUCAAGGUAUUUGAAGUCAGCUUGUAUUAAGGCUGGACUUCACUGGACCUGUGACCGUCACAUCAAUUUGACAGGCAGUGUACCUGGUAUCUCUAUGGUUCACCCAUUUACUGCAGAGGGUCCCUUGAUUAUGGGAACAUCGUGAACUCAUUUUCUCUCCCAUAUAUAGCAUGCCACGGAAUUGUUAAUAAAGAUGAAUUUUAGUUGAAUGCUAUAUUUUGUUUUCACUGUAUAUUAUAAAAUUAUUGUAUAGUAUUACAUGUU